AUGUCUAAUGAAAACUAUUUAAAAGAAUCUACAAAGUUAAUAAGAAAGGUAAGAUGUUAUUUAUUAUUUAUAGGGUUGUCCUAGAAGGAAUUUAUAAUUGUUAGAAAAAGUAAAAAAUAACAAUCUUAUUGUGAAUAAAUCAUAAGAAAUGGAAAUUUUGAGAAGAUAAGUUUAUUCUUUAAACCAAAUUUUAGAGAGUUAUCUAAACAGAAAUGUGUCUUUCUAUAAAAAAACUGCUCUUAUUGUUAUUAGUAAAGCAAAGUUAUUCUUGUAAUAAUGGUAUGAGUUGAUAAGAUCACAAUUUAAAUAUAAAAAGCCAAGUAAUUUAUGUAAUUAUUGUAUCCCCAGAUAUUAAAAUGAUACAAUUUUAUUUAUAUGAAUUGCUCAAAUAUACUUAGAAUAUGAGCAUUAAAUUUCAUAGAGAAGAAUCAUAUCAUAUAGCAUAUUAUUAUUGUAAUGCUUCAAAAUAAGUUUUAGAAUAACUUAAUGGAUUUAAGUUUAAAGUAAUAAAUUAUUUCAUUUUUUAUUUUAUUAGAUUUGGUAACAUUCAACUAGAGAUGUUUGGACUGAUUUAAUUGUUGGGAAUAUGUUAUUAUAGAAUUAGAAGUACUAUUAUAAAUUUAAAUAUAAAGUUAUGAAUUAGCAAGCAUUGAAUUUGAAGAUAGUUUAGUUAGAAUUUAAAAAAACAUAAGUUCAAUAAUAAGUUAUAAGAUUGAAAAAAGUUUACCAAAAGAAGAAGUCAAAAAGUAUGCUAUAAUAUAAGUAAUAAAGUUAAAAAUGAAUUUAGAUGAUUAUGCUAUUUCAUAUAUUUUUUUUACUUUGCAUAUCUUAUCUAUAUUCUGAUAAUUUAUCAAAGUAUUAAGAACUAUUAAAAUUACUGUAUUACUUAAACAAACAUAAUUAAUUUAAUGGAGAAUAAUCUAAAUUAUUAAAAGACUUAAUCAAGUAACAUAACCUUAAAUUAUAAAUAUAUUUGUAAGAACAAGGAGAGAUAUAAAAAAUUAUGUCACUUAUGUAUGAUGUUCCAGAAACAAAAGCAGAAGAAAAACCUAAUUAUAUAGAUGAGCAUUUCUAUAAAAAAUAUCAAAUUAAAGAAUUGAAUGAUCAAGCAUUUUUUAGAACUAAAUAUUAAUUUACUUAUACUAAUAAAAGAUGUUCUAUUAUUUUAAAAGGAAAAGAUAAAAGAUAAAAUAGUCCAACUAUGUAAUAAACUUAACCAAUAUCAUAAUAUUAUGAUACAACAAUUCAUCCUAAUUUAAAAUAAUCUUAAAAUUAAUCUUUAUCUCCUAAAUCUAAUUUUAAAUAAUAAUCAUUUUAAAAAAAGAACAUUAAAAAAGAAAGCUUUUCUUAUAUCAAAUCAGAUAGAGAAUCAAUGAAGUAUUUGGAUACACAAAUAUUAGGUUCUUUAAGGAAAGAGUCUUUUUAUUCAUAUAAUGAACUUAGCAAAGAUAUGGAAACAAAUAUUUCAAUCAAUAGUGAUGAGUAGAAGUAAUUAAAAACUGAAAGAUCUAUAUUAAGAUCUAAAAGUUCUAGAGAACAUAAACAAGAAAUAAAUUAAUAAACAAAGAUGGCAAUAUUUAAUCUAAUAGAAGCAAAAUCCUUAUAUUAUAUGGAAGUUUAAAAAGCUAAUUCAAAAUUAAAGAAUAUAAAAUCAUUAAAAGAUCAAUAAUAAAAAAAGAUGAUAUCAGAUAAAUUAAUAUCAGAUAUGAAAUAUAUCUAAAAGUAACCAUCCAUGUUAAUGAGUACAGAUUAAUUAGAUGAAAAAGACAGCAAAUAGAUCUAUAAUGAUGUAUUUAAUGUAAUUAAAUAUCUUAUUUAAAUAGGAUCUGAAAAAAUUAGCAGAUAAUUACGUUAGUAAAUUAUCAAUGUAUGAAAAAUCAUAAACACGCUUAAGAAUAUAUACUUAAUAACAAUAAGGAAUGAAUUAAUAAUCAAAUGGAAACACUGCUAUCUCAAAAUGUAAGGAACUAUCUAAAUCAAUAUAAUAAUAAAAAGAAUUCUUUUGA
This is a messenger RNA of Paramecium pentaurelia, 2006 nucleotides long. The record is from the annotation of a GenBank genome assembly. Lineage: Eukaryota; Ciliophora; Oligohymenophorea; Peniculida; Parameciidae.